AUGGCGCAUGCCCAGGAUUCCCAAGAGCCCCAUAAACGGAAACGGGACGCAGACGACGGCGGCGCUCAGCCAGCUCACUCUGAUCGCAUUCCCCAGCCUCCUCCGCCUCAGUCAGGCAAUGCAUCCAUCAUCAACUACCUAUCCAAAGCCAGCACUGGUAGACUCCAGCUCAUUCAGGGAGAGCCUGACACAUUCUCGGAUGUGCUUGGUUUAUUAAAUCAGUACGAAGGAGUCCUCAAUAGACAUGAGAGUCUCGCGGCAAAUUUGGGCGCCAAGCUCACCGGGCCCCGUCUGCUGAAAGCUAUGGAGGGAGCUUUUGAAGGUCCCAUCAUCACCAAUCCACCGCCUCCAUAUGGUGCGGCACCCGUGAGCUGGCUCGAUAUUGUCACCUUUGCCAAGACAAAUCCUGAGAAAUUUGUUCUCACUACCGGACACGACGGCGAACGCACGUGUCAGUUCUACCUGAACGGCAUCCAGACCCAGAUUCUUGAAGAUGACUGGCGACUCAUUAUCAACGGUGCCUUGGACAGGUUCUCCGUCGUGUCCACGGCUCCCCUGGAAGAGGAUGAGACGGCCGAAGUUGCGACACUGGAAAUUGUGGAGCAGCGAUUACAGGUUCUCAUCAAGAAAGCCGAUGAGAUCGCCAAGAGGGCAAGACAGCUCAACUACCACUUGAGCGGCCGCAGAGCCGGAAUCAACUCACGUCAUGGCGGACAGCAGGGAAGCAGCUCGGCCUUCCAGUCCAUCAACCACUCCAGAGGCCACGUUGCCCACGGAGCUGGAUACGACCUUCACGCAGACCUGCUCCAGCAGUUCCUGUCAUCUUCCCAAGCCUACCCCCCUCGAGUGCCCUCCAGCGCCGGCCUCGAGCAAGCCCAUUCGACGGGCCAACACACCCCGCCCGCGACAAAUCCUCAUCCGCACUCACUACCCUUGCAAGGACGUCCAGUUGUCGUGCAUGCGCCACCGGUCAUGCCACAGAGAGAUCCGUCGUAUGACCCGUCGUCGCCGCACCGGGCCAUCAUCACGGCAAGGAUAGAAAAGUUGAACAAGGGAGACCAGAUUUGGCCGCCGGCUGCACGAAGAAGCACGCCAAGUGCGGGUGGAAAACGAUUACCGAAGAAGAGAUUGUCUGGCUCAACCGCGAGGCCAGCAGCAGUGCUGACGAAGCGCCGCACGUGGAACCGAGCCCGGUUCAGCCGGCGCCGCCCUGGAUGCCGGAGCCGCACCCGCACCGCGGGGAGCAGCAGCAUCAGAACCAACUGCCCAGUCUGA
Molecule: messenger RNA, 1275 nt
Organism: Colletotrichum scovillei
Lineage: Eukaryota; Fungi; Ascomycota; Sordariomycetes; Glomerellales; Glomerellaceae
Exons: 5
Coding region: 1-1275 (424 amino acids)
Source: RefSeq, a predicted model, not a curated record